Dichotomopilus funicola is the source of this 1524-nucleotide messenger RNA. RefSeq lists its product as uncharacterized. The transcript has 3 exons. Gene Ontology annotation, biological process: steroid biosynthetic process. The record is from RefSeq and is a predicted model, not a curated record. Bases 1 to 1524 code for a protein of 507 amino acids. Gene Ontology annotation, molecular function: 3-beta-hydroxy-Delta5-steroid dehydrogenase (NAD+) activity. Lineage: Eukaryota; Fungi; Ascomycota; Sordariomycetes; Sordariales; Chaetomiaceae.
AUGAUUGACUGCUUCUCAUUUUCCGGCCCUUCGACAGCCGUAAUACUCCUCACUGCCCUCGUAAUAUUAUACCUCUUCCGCCUAAACCAGCUCCUCCUAUCAACCCCCGAUGAGAUCGCCAAAAUAACCUCACCACCAUGGACCGACAAGCUCCUCCAAGAAACCUACGCCCAUCUCGAAACCAACCCCAUUGACCCCGCUUCCUAUGCCAGCCGUAUCCCGCCGAAACUCGAACGCCGAUACAUCAUCACCGGCGGAUCCGGCCUCGUCGGCAGCGCAAUAACAACCCACCUCCUCGCCCGCGGCCACCCCCCCUCCGCCCUCCGCAUCCUCGACCUCCGCCCCCCUUCCCCCAAACCCUCCUCCCCCUCUCCCUCAACCCCCGAAAACGAUAUCCCCUUCCUCAAAACCGACAUCUCCUCCCACCAAUCCACCCUCUCAGCGUUCACCCACCCCUGGCCCUCCUCUGUCUCCCAUCUCCCCCUAACCGUCUUUCACACCGCUGCCGUGAUUGUUCCCUCGGACCGGUCUCGGUGGACUGCCGCCUGGCGGGUAUGUGAGAGGGUCAAUGUGCAGGGGACGAGGAAUGUGUUGGAGGCUGCGAGGGAGGUGGGGGCGGAUGUAUUGGUGUCGACGACGUCGGGUAGUAUUGGGAUUUGGCCGGUUCGGGUGUGGAUCAGCCUUUGGGGGGUGAUAUCGUCGUUGUUGUUUGGUGGACGGGGAAAGUAUCCGAAGGGGUAUUGGCAGGUGCUGGAUACCCGCGACUUUGACGCGCCGGUGAGGAGGUUUGAGGAGUUUUAUGCGGGUUAUCCGGUGUCGAAGGCGCGGGCGGAGAGGAUGGUUUGCGAGGCGAAUUGUGAGGGGUUGAGGACGGGGUGUGUGAGGCCGGCGAAUGGGGUGUAUGGGGAUCCGACGGAUAAUACGGUUGGAGGGUCGUUGGGGAGGGAUGUUUUGCCUACGUGGUCCUCCCACAUCGUCAACAGCUUCGCCCACAGCACCAACGUCGCCCUGGCCCACCUCGACUUCGAAGCCAUCCUCGCCACCAGCCCCUCCUCCGCUCACUCCCCCCAAGCCGGCCGUCCCUUCAUCAUCACCGACCCCAACCCGCCCAUCCGCUUCGCCGACAUGCACCACCUCAUCUCCACCUUGUCCAUCACCCCCUUCCGCACGACCUCGUUACCGCCCGUGCUCAUGCUGCUGUUGUCGUACCCUAUCGAGUGGUACAUCGUGGCCCGCGCUCGGUAUCCGUUGUUGGGAAAGGUGCUGCCGGAGAUUACGGGUGAUAUUAAGCAUAUCCAGCCGGGGAUUUUCAGUAUCUGCACGCAUCUUGUCGCGUCGAAUGAGGCGGCUGAGCGGCCGGUUGGUGAGGGUGGACUGGGGUUCAGGGGCGUGAUGACCACGCUGGAGGGUAUGGCCAUGGAGGUGUUGGAAUGGAACCGUGUGCAGCGGCAGGCUAAGGAGAAGAGGGUAUAUCAGACAAGUGUAGCGUUCGCCGAUGAGAUUGCGAGGGGUGCUCACAACUAG